GUGGGCACAGCUGCUUUACAAUCAAGAGAUAAAGGAAAGAAGGAAAACAAAUCCAGAAUUGCUAUGUGAAAACCUUGCUGACAUGUAAUCCUGUCAGAACAUUUAUAAAGAGCAGAAACCCUAUUCAGUGUCAAUCAGGAUGAAUAUUUAAACAACAAUCUUCAGUCUUGCUUCAAAAUGUCCCUGUGUGCAUCUUCUCACAAGGACUUUUCUCAGUUGCUGCCACUUCAGGAUAUUGGAUGCAAUAAAACAGAAAUUAAAAACUCACCCGCUGGUAUCGUCUCUCCAGUUCCCUACAGCUGUAAUCAGUCCACGUUGACAGCAGCACACAGUCCAGUCUGUAUUCCCUCAUCUUACAUGGAAAACAGACAUGAAUAUUCUGCAAUGGCAUUCUGCAGCCCUGCUAUGAUGAAUUACAACAUUACCAGCAAUUUUGGUGAUUCAGAGAGUGCAUCUGUGAGGCAAACAUCAAGCCCCAAUGUGUUAUGGUCUGCUACUGACCAUCUCUCCCCUCUGACAUUGCACUGUCAGUCAUCACUUCUGUAUGCAGAGCAGCCAAAGAGUCCGUGGUGCGAAGCAAGACCGGUGGAGUCAGUGGUACCUGUGACCAGAGAGACGUUAAAAAGAAAAACUAAUGUCAAUGACUGUACAAGCCCAAUUGCAAAUAAUCCUGGCUCGAAAAGGGAUGCCCACUUCUGUGCAGUCUGCAGUGACUAUGCUUCAGGAUACCACUAUGGGGUCUGGUCAUGUGAAGGCUGCAAAGCAUUCUUUAAAAGAAGUAUUCAAGGACAUAACGAUUACAUCUGCCCAGCUACCAAUCAAUGCACGAUAGACAAAAACAGACGCAAAAGCUGCCAGGCAUGCCGGCUACGGAAAUGCUAUGAAGUGGGAAUGAUGAAAUGUGGCUCAAGAAGAGAACGUUGUGGAUAUCGUAUCCUGCGUCGCCAUCGUAAUUCAGAAGAUCAGGUGCAUUGCAUUGGCAAAACUAAGAAAUACAAUGAGACGGCAACCCGCGUAAAAGAGAUCCUCCUCAGCACAGUCAGUCCAGAGCAGUUUGUUUUAACACUACUUGAAGCAGAGCCUCCCAAUGUGUUGGUGAGUCGUCCCAGCAAGCCAUUCACGGAGGCCUCCAUGAUGAUGUCCCUGACAAAACUGGCUGACAAAGAGCUUGUUCACAUGAUUGGCUGGGCCAAAAAAAUUCCUGGCUUCAUUGAUCUCAGCCUUUAUGACCAAGUAAGACUCUUGGAGAGCUGCUGGAUGGAAGUUUUAAUGGUUGGUCUGAUGUGGAGAUCAAUCGACCAUCCUGGGAAAUUAAUUUUUGCACCAGACCUUGUACUAGACAGGGACGAGGGAAAAUGCGUAGAGGGAAUUUUGGAGAUCUUUGAUAUGCUCCUGGCCAUGACCUCAAGGUUCCGAGAGCUGAAACUGCAGCACAAGGAGUAUCUAUGUGUCAAGGCAAUGAUCCUCCUCAAUUCCAGCAUGUUUCCCUUGUCAGCAGAAGAACCUGAAAGCAACAGGAAACUGCAUCACCUGCUUAAUGUAGUCACAGAUGCGUUGGUGUGGGUUAUUGCAAAGAGUGGAAUCCCCUCGCAGCAGCAGACAACUCGUCUGGCCAAUUUGUUGAUGCUUCUCUCUCACGUCAGGCACGCAAGUAACAAGGGAAUGGAGCAUCUCCUGAGCAUGAAGUGUAAAAAUGUGGUGCCUGUGUAUGACUUGCUGCUGGAGAUGCUGAACGCGCACACUCUCCGAGGCCAAAGGAAGUCCCCAGUCACACAUCCCGAAUUUGGCCCAUUAGAACAAAUGGAGACUGGAGACAGUCUGCGAAAUGGGGCAGCCCAGUAA
Charadrius vociferus (killdeer) is the source of this 1842-nucleotide messenger RNA. It is a transcript of the gene ESR2, whose product is annotated as estrogen receptor 2 (ER beta). The record is from RefSeq and is a predicted model, not a curated record. Gene Ontology annotation, molecular function: nuclear receptor activity; zinc ion binding; nuclear estrogen receptor activity. The transcript is spliced from 9 exons. Gene Ontology annotation, biological process: estrogen receptor signaling pathway; regulation of DNA-templated transcription; cellular response to estradiol stimulus. Lineage: Eukaryota; Metazoa; Chordata; Aves; Charadriiformes; Charadriidae. The coding region runs from base 178 to 1842 and encodes 554 amino acids. Gene Ontology annotation, cellular component: nucleus.